AAUCAUUUGAUUGAAAUUAUUUCACCGAAGCUUCGCAGAUAUCAUCUAGAAGUAAUAAUUAUUACCAAAUUUUUUCUCAGUGCACGUUGCAUUUUUAAGAAUUGCAUCUUGUUUCCAAGAAUAAAAUUAUUAUCAUUAAAAUUAUGUCUAAAUGGUCGACCGAUAGCAAUCAAGAAUACAAAGGAAGCACAUAACUUGUAUAAAUACGCGGAAUUGCAAAACCACAAAUAAAUCAUGAGAGUGAUGUAUGAUCGAUUACGUGAUUUAUCGAUUUUUUAUUGGUACGGUAUAGCGGCGAUUAAACCAUGAUUGUUACCGUUUCGGCGAGUUUCACGCUUGCCGUAGUAGGGGGAUGAUGAUGGUUUGUAUAAAGGCGCACACGUGACAAUUAAAACGAUCAGUCUCGAUUCCGUUCUCCGUUUAAUCCGUCGUUCCCGCGGUCCUUUGUGUCGCGGAAAUCGCGGACGAAGGUGGUCAGUCGAAAGCGGAAGUUAAAAGCCCGAAAGCGUUUAGGCGAAUACCUGUCGCAUUUCUGCUGCCCCGAAACCGCAGGUUCAAUUCCCGUAGACGAGCGAACUCGCGCGAAGAGCGAGAUUUCGAUCGAGGGGAGCUCAUCAGCCGAUCAUAUAUGCGUUACGUUAGGAAAACAAGCAAAAUCAUUCAGCUACAAUUUCGCACAUUCCUAUCGGAAACUGGCACGCGUGAUUAAGCGCGAUCGAACGAUCGCUAGAAUUCUCGCGUGUAGAUCCUCUGAAGUGAUCCGUCCCACGUCUCGAAACAAACGAUCGAGGGGUACGUUUAAAAAAUGCGGCCGCAUCUCUUCGUUCUGUUCCUCUUCCUAUCGGCGUCAUCCGCGGAGCAACGGCGCGUAAAAAGCGACGAGGAGAAAUGUCGCGCAGAGCAUCCUACCCUGCUCUAUUAUUUCUCAUGGGCGGAUUACGCGGUGCUCGCCACGAUGCUGUUGGUUUCGUGUCUGAUCGGCACUUUCUAUGGCUUCUUUGCCAAGAAGCAGGAAACUAGCCUGGAUUUUCUGCUGGGCGGCUCCACCAUGGGCACGUUCCCAACGGCAAUGUCGCUGGCUGCCGGUUUUAUCACGGCUAUCGAGCUCCUGGGAAAUCCUGCGGAGAUGUAUGCACAGGGUACUCAAUUUUGGAUGACUUGUCUUUCUUUCAUACUUGUGGUACCGAUCACUUCUCGUCUGUACCUGCCGGUAUUCAUGAAAUUAAAGUUGACAUCGAGCUACGAAUACCUAAAUCUACGCUUUGAUCGGCGCUGCCGAUUGCUCACGAGCGUGUUGUAUAUGUUGCAAAUGGUGUUGUAUACGUCAGUAGCUGUGUACGCACCUGCAUUAGCGUUAAGUCACGUCACGGGCCUGAAUACUUAUAUAGCUGUUACUCUAGUCUAUGUGGUCUGCAUUUUCUAUGCCUCUCAGGGUGGUAUGAAAGCCGUGAUAAUGGCCGAUACCUUCCAAGCCGCCGUUCUUAUCGGCUCGCUGUUCCUCAUCUUGGGCUAUGGGCUAUCUUGGGCGGGCGGAACUGCGCGAGUUUGGGAGGAGAACGCGAAUUCCGGCAGAAUGGAAUUCUUCAAUAUGGAUCCUAGUCCUACGGUACGGCAUAGCUUCUGGAGCGUUGUGAUCGGUGGUACUUUCUAUUGGGCCACCAUGUUCUGUAGCAACCAGGCGUCUGUCCAAAAGUAUCUCAGUGUCGAGAGCAUCUCGCAAGCAAGGAUAGCGUUGUGGGUGUCUUCGUUCGGUAUGAUCAUAAUUUAUAGCGUAAACUUUCUGACUGGAAUGGUGCUGUACAGCGCUUACAAAGACUGCGAUCCUUUGACAGCCGGAUAUAUAAACGGCCAGGAUCAAAUACUUCCGUUGUACGUGAUGAACUUUUUAGGAAGUCUUCGUGGGAUGCCCGGAUUCUUCGUGGCCGGUAUCUUCGCUGCGUCUCUCGGAACUGUUGCGAGUGCUCUGAACUCAUUAGCAGCGAUAACAUGUGAGGAUAUACUCCGAGGAGUCUUCCAGAUGGACUUGGCGGCAAAUAAAGGCGCCGUUUACGCCAGAUGGAUCAGUAUAUUUUUCGGAGCUCUCAGUUUCGCGCUGGUCUUCGUCGUCGAGCGUCUCGGUAGCGUCCUACAGGUUGCGCUAUCUUUCAACGGCAUGGUUGGCGGCGUAACGUUAGGAUUAUUCUCCUUGGGCAUGUUUGUGCCAUGGGCAAAUGCUAAGGGAGCAAUUGUAGGUGCCAUCACGAGUUUGGCAGUUGUGCUGUGGAUCGGAUUAGGCGCCCAAGUUGCGGCUUUAAACGGACAGAUUCAAUUGGAUAGCAAGCCUAUAUCAAUUGCAGGUUGUUCUUGCAUAAAUGAGACCACAAUUACAUUUGAUCAAUUAGAGCAUGACUCCGCUAAUGAAGUUUCGUCUAUAUACAAGACUAGUUACCUUUGGUACAGCGCAAUUGGUUGCAUGUUGACUAUGCUGGUGGGUUUAGCGGUGAGCUUUGCGACGGGCGCGCAGAAUCCCGCGGACCUCGAUCAGGACUUCCUGAGUCCGCCAAUCGCGGCCAUGUUCCGCAUGCAGACGAAGCCUCACACCUCCACGAACGUCCAGGGUAUCGCAAACUUCGGCCUCGAACUGGAGGACGAAAAGCCGCAACAAACGAACGUUUGCAAAAGUCCGAAGUGA
Monomorium pharaonis (pharaoh ant) is the source of this 2671-nucleotide messenger RNA. RefSeq names its product sodium-coupled monocarboxylate transporter 1. The record is from RefSeq and is a predicted model, not a curated record. Lineage: Eukaryota; Metazoa; Arthropoda; Insecta; Hymenoptera; Formicidae. Gene Ontology annotation, molecular function: symporter activity. The transcript is spliced from 9 exons. The coding region runs from base 806 to 2671 and encodes 621 amino acids. Gene Ontology annotation, biological process: sodium ion transport; transmembrane transport. Gene Ontology annotation, cellular component: membrane.